Messenger RNA from Moneuplotes crassus, 476 nucleotides. Lineage: Eukaryota; Ciliophora; Spirotrichea; Euplotida; Euplotidae. The record is from the annotation of a GenBank genome assembly.
GUUUUAGGGGGAAGAUAUGGGAGAUUAAUAAAAUGGGACAAAAUGAAAGGAUAAGUUAAGCAGAAAAGGACUUUAAUGAUGUCAAGAUUUGGUCCUAUUCUUUGGGGCGUGAAGAGAUUGUCAGCACAAGAAAUAAUGAUGUUCUUAUUGACUACCAGAUGGGCAAACUUCCAGAGUCUAAUGAAGCAAAUAAGCUGAUUCUCAACAUGCCAGGUUCUCGAGAAGAUUAUGAUCAGAAGACUAUUGGAGAAACUAUUUAUUUAGUCCUCAAGAAGACUUCUGUUAAUAAGUUUAACGAAGAAAUUAAGAAAUUGGAACAAAAGGAAAAUAGAGACCCCAAUGAAGAGGAAGAGUUAAAUGAUCUUAAAGAAAGAAUGAAGAACUCUAAAUGGGUUAAGAAUAGGUACAAUAAGGCCUAGAUUAGUAAAAGCUGAACUUUUGAGAGUGCAUUAAUUUUCAAGAUUUUUAUAUUUUCA